This is a messenger RNA of Exophiala xenobiotica, 1645 nucleotides long. RefSeq lists its product as uncharacterized. Gene Ontology annotation, molecular function: epoxide hydrolase activity. The record is from RefSeq and is a predicted model, not a curated record. The coding region runs from base 105 to 1379 and encodes 424 amino acids. The transcript is spliced from 8 exons. Lineage: Eukaryota; Fungi; Ascomycota; Eurotiomycetes; Chaetothyriales; Herpotrichiellaceae. Gene Ontology annotation, biological process: epoxide metabolic process.
CAAGAAACCGACAAUUCGCACCGUGGGAUUUUCUCGCAUCUCUUCGUUUGAGAGCCCAAUAUACCCCUUACCGACGAAACCGAACUCGCCUCUAUCCCACAAUCAUGGGCAAUAGGCAUUUACUCAAACACGAUUUCGGAAACCUCCCUCAAGGCGCCUCCGAUGUCUUCCGUCCUUUUGUGGUUGAUACGCCUCAAACCGACAUCGAUGCGUUGAAGACACUGCUGCGCCUGAGUAGAGUAGGUCCUAAAACCUACGAAAACAAUCUGUCGGAUCGGAGACUUGGUUUGCAAUUGGAUUGGCUACAGCAGGCUGUGAAGCAGUGGGCGGGACCCUUUGACUGGCGCAAAUCGGAGGAGCAUAUCAAUUCUUUUCCGAACUACGUCUCUCCCGUACGUGAUGACGAUGGCAAGGUUUACGACAUACACUUCACUGCCCUCUUUUCGAAGAAACAGAACGCCGUACCGGGACUACUCCUUCACGGCUGGCCAGGCAGCUUCCUCGAGUUCUUGCCAGUCCUAGACAAGCUCCGACAUGAGUACAUUCCCGAUACUCUGCCAUAUCAUUUGAUCGUGCCCUCACAUCCUGGCUAUGGCUUCUCAAGUGCACCUCCACCAGACAAAGAUAUGCGCCUUGAAGAUGCUGCUGGAUUGCUUAACAAGAUGAUGGUAUUGCUGGGGUUUAGGAACCAGGGUCAUGUUGUCCAAGGAGGGGACGUAGGAAGCAAGGUUGCAAGAGUCAUUGCUGCUGAACAUGACAGUUGCAAAGCAAUCCACAUCAAUUUCUGCAUCAUGCCCGAGCCUGCAGAGGACCAGAUCGACAAGCAGAUCCCGAUGUCACAUGCUGAAGAGGAAGGCCUACGUCGCGCAGAGUGGUUCAAGCGAAUAGGUAGUGCUUAUGCUUUGGAACAUGCAACCCGACCGAGCACAAUUGGCUUCGCUUUGGGGAGCAAUCCGGUCUCGCUGCUCGCGUGGAUUGCCGAAAAGUUUUUGGACUGGACGGAUGAAGAUCCUCCCAUUGACUUAAUCCUUGAGUCUGUCACUCUUUAUUGGCUGACCGACUCUGCCUCUACUUUGUUGUGGCCUUAUCGCCAGCUCUUCACACCGGGAGUUAUUGGAGCGCACGAAAACUCUGCUUGGCGAAUUCCAGAUCACAAACCUUUCGGAUUUUCAUGGUUUCCGAAAGAGCUUGCGCCCAUUCCGCAGGCUUGGGCGGCCACUACUGGCAAACUGACCUUUUACAGGCAGCACGACAAGGGCGGCCAUUUCGCUGCAGUGGAAAAGCCCGCCGAAUUGUGGCAUGAUAUAUCAGAUUUUGUGGAGCAAGCCUGGGAAAGACCACCACAUGAAGCUCCAGAGCAAGAGAGUUCUGCCCGAUGAGGAUACGGCAGCAUCUGUUUAUGGGUAGUGUUGGUCAUGGACGAGUCUGCAGUGAACAAGAAUCAUCACAGCCGGAGUUUGGUGGUGGUGGCGUCCGUGUAAUCUUAAUUGGGCCACCUCUUGAUGAAUCGCCCAAAGCAGAUGGAUUGACAGCUGUCAUGGAAGUGAAGAAGGUGCCACAUGGAUGUCAGGGGAAGCCUUAGGAUUGGCGUAGAAAUGUUAGCGGCGUGAGUGGCCAGAUGUCUGUACCUGGAUAGGUAUGCUCC